Messenger RNA from Rhizophagus irregularis DAOM 181602=DAOM 197198, 782 nucleotides. The record is from RefSeq and is a predicted model, not a curated record. Lineage: Eukaryota; Fungi; Glomeromycota; Glomeromycetes; Glomerales; Glomeraceae.
CCCAUUGUUUUUUGCAUUACCCUUUGGAGUUAUAUAUUGAAACGCUGAAUAUCUUAAAAAACAUUCAUUCACUUUUCACGUUUCUUUCCUUUUCGAUUUUUUCUUUUUUUUACCUUUUCUUACCAUUAUUACACCAUAACCUUUUAAAAUUAUGGCUGGUGCUCAAGAUGACAACAGACAGCAACAAGAUUACAAUGCCAAUGCCAAACGAAAGAAUUCUUUCGCGGGAAACAAUAAAAACGUUCACAGUAACACUUUACCACCAGCUUCAGCUUUACCUAGUAUGAAAUCAGCCCCGGAUCAUGUUCCUGUUAAUAAUUUUAACGCUCAGGAAGUUUCGAAUUAUUUAAAUAACACUUGGAAAGAAAACUUUGAACGGGUUCACGAUAACAAUCUUCCCGAAGCAGAAAAACCAGAGUUAUAUAGAUCCGAAAAGGCCUGGGGAGGUGGACAUGUCUGGGGACAAAAAGGACAUUUAAUGGCGAAUGGCAAAGAUUUCUUUGCUGAAUUGAGAAAAACUUCACCCACUCAAGCGUCAAAUGCUCAGCCGGCGACAGCCAAUAUUAAAAGGACGUCUAACCAAAGACGAACGAAAUUUUUUGGUAAAAACAAUCGGAACAAUGGCAUGUUCUCCCAAAAUUAAAUGAUAAUGGAUAAAUGAUUAAAACAUAUUUGAUCUGCCAGUGUAAUACGCGAUUUUCUGAAUAAAGACAAUUCACGAAGCACUAAUUCAUUAGCGCUAUUGUUUUUUUUAUUUUUAGAGCGCACCUAAAAUUUUAUAA